ACAAGACAGAGAAAUUUGGAACCGAGAUUAACAGAGUUAUUUUAUUGCGUGACAGAGAAACCCAAAGGUUAGUUAAUUAACGUUAACGAUGUUCUUCUUUUUUGCAGGAGGGUUAGAAAACCAAGUACGACAAGUGGUGAAAUCCGGUGUGGGAAGGUGCAUCAACUGCAAUUCACGCGCUGAUCUUGUUGAAUACGACAAAGUCUUGAAGCUUUUUUUCGUUCCCGUUUGGCGUUGGCCAGGGAAAGACAAUCUCUUGUAUUGUCAAGAUUGUAAGUUUUUGUUUCCUCAAUCUUAUUCUCUUCCUCCUCCGCCGUCUAACGGUGGUUCUGUGUUGCCGGAGGCUUUGAGAUGUCGGUAUUGUGAUCGGGAUGUGGCGGCUGAUUUUGCGUUCUGUCCUUACUGUGGCACACAAAUAUAAACAGAGAAAGAUGGUUUUACUUUGGCUGAGGGUUAUGUUAUGGAGUUUGGUUAGUGUUUGUUUAAUGGGUUUAGGAAUUUUAAAUGAAUAAAAUGUAUACAUUAUAAGGGAAGAUAAUGUGAUUAAUAUAGUGUGUAAUGUUAUGUUUUGUAUUUUAUGUUACAUUUAGAAACAAAUAAUCAUAUGUUGCAUGUAGUUAGUUGUUUGCCCUGGAUAUAGUGAAAUAAAAUUAUGUAUGUUUUGAAA
Messenger RNA from Trifolium pratense (red clover), 667 nucleotides. RefSeq lists its product as uncharacterized. NCBI's taxonomy places the organism in Eukaryota, Viridiplantae, Streptophyta, Magnoliopsida, Fabales, Fabaceae. Bases 89 to 421 code for a protein of 110 amino acids. The record is from RefSeq and is a predicted model, not a curated record. The transcript has a single exon.